AUGGCCCUGCUAAAACCCUUUAGUAAGCUUCCAAGCUUACAUGCGUCCAGUAUUUUGCUGGUUGAGAAUGAGGAGCUUUUUCAACAAAGUCUGGCCAACGCUCUGGUUGCGGAGGCCGGUGUCACUGUUAAUGUGAGACUUGCAAAAAAUCUUCCUCUCCCUUUGGAAAAUGAGGAUAAGCGUCCAAGGAUAGAUCUGGUUGUGUUCGUCAUGAACCUGACCUCAGAACUGAGUUUUCAGUCUACAGAGGCCUCACUGAAAUAUUUGGACCCAGGAUUUUUUCUUGGCAAAGUUUGCUUUAUGGUGACAAAUGCUCGUAAUGCUACAGUCCCUUCUGGGCGCCUGGAUUCUGUGCGAAAACUUGCUGCAUCUCUCCAGUGUCCAUUACUGUUUGCUGAAGAUCAGAGCCCAGAUGGUGUGGCCAAUGCUGCGGAGAGGCUGCUGACCAUCUUAAAGGUGUCGGCUGGCUUUGUUCCUACAAUAACUGCCCUCUACCUGUCCAACCUGACGCGCUGCACUGUGCCGCCUGACAUCGAUCAGCUGAGCUUUGAGUAA
Molecule: messenger RNA, 555 nt
Organism: Knipowitschia caucasica
Lineage: Eukaryota; Metazoa; Chordata; Actinopteri; Gobiiformes; Gobiidae
Source: the annotation of a GenBank genome assembly